ACAGCCAGGAAGACUCCAGAACUCUUGCCUCCAUCAGGCUCAGUCACCCUGUUGCUACUUGCCAUCGUGAGGAUGAACAGGGGGCCUAAGAACGGAGGGAAGGCUGAGAAGAAGUCAAGCAACAAGGAUCCAAUCCCCGCGAGGCGAAGGAAGAAAAGCCCAUACGAGCCAGAGCUCCGAGGACUUGGCCAUCGAAUUUCCCCCCUUCCCGGCCAGGGACAAGCACUGCCGCGGAACGCAGCAGCAUGCCCGGAAGCCACAGCCUUGGGAUCCUGGAGACGGGGCUGGAGCAGUGCUGGAGGAGAAGACUCUGCAUUGCUGCACCGCCCUCUUUGCCCCCGGAAGCCAGAAGAGCGUGGAAGAGAUAGCGAGCCGCAGGUCCUUCUUCAGAUUCUUGCGUUGGCCAGGGACCAAGAAGUACAGCUCAGCCGCCUGCUUUCUAAGGACCCAGUCAGUACAGAGGACCUGGAGAAGGUGGCGCAGUGCAGAGCAGGGCUGCUGGGCCACUAUGAAAGAGUCAUCCUCUCUGAUGUGGGCUUCUCGGAAGUGCAGAACGUGAGCCAGGCCCUCUGGAAGAAUGCUUUCCAUCAGGUGAUUGAGAGGUUAGGGCAACUCCUUCGGCAUCCAAAGACCAUGAACCCAGAGCACAUGCACGAGAGGCUCUUGGCAGUCUUGGACCAGGGCACUGCCUUCUUUGAGAGUUUGCUGGAAAAACUCCAGAAGCAAUACAGGUUUCGGCUGGCCGACCACACGGAUGGAUUGGGCCUUUGCACCAAGCCGUCAGAGGACCCCUUGAAGUAUGCCUUGACCUGCGCCCAGAAGUAUAUGAUUUGCCUAGGAGAUAUCGCCAGGUACCGGGAGCAAACCAGGGGCGCAACGAACUUUGCGCAAGCGCGAAGCUGGUACCUCAAAGCUCAACAGAUUGAUCCCUCAGACUCCCGCCCUUAUAACCAGCUGGCACUGUUGGCGGUGUACACCAAGAGGAAACUGGAGGCGGUGUGCUACUUCAUGAGAAGCUUAGCUGCCGCCAGCCCAAGUGCUUGCAGCCAGAAAAACCUCGCGAACCUCUUGGGAGCAACCGAACGCAAGGCAGCAGACAGAAGCAGGCUGGCGAUGGGGAGCAGUCCCGGCGCCGGGGACCUUCAGCGAAGUUUCACCCGCAGUUUUCUCCAAGCUCACCGCCAGUUGUUUACAGGCCAGUUGGAGACGUUUCCUGAAGUGGCUGAUCAGGUGCUCCAGACUUUCCAGCUCCUCCUACAACAAAGUCCCGCUUCUGUAGGAAAUCCCCAAAUGCUGCGCCUCGUGACCAUCAACAUCUUCGCUGCCCACAGCUCUCAGAAGACGGAGACGUCCUCAGAGUCACGCUGUCCUUCGGUCCAGGGAGAAGCUACGGGGCUAGGACUGGCCAUGUUUAACGUGCUGGUGAGGUGCUGCACCUACUGGCUGGAGAAGUGUCCUAGAGCUCCCGUGUCCCCCGCAGAAGGUGAGGAGAAAGCUCGUCAAAUCAUGGUUUCCUCCUUCAGCCCCGCCGUCAAAGCACUGCUCCCCAGUGUGAAAAUUUGGUCGGAAUGGAUGCUCAUCUCGAAGGCCGCCUGGGACCCUACUCCCACCACCCUGAAGCCUUACCCAGAGGUUUCCAGGGACGUGCGGGGGACUCUAGAACUUCUCUGUCAGACACUGAUGACAGUGAAUACUUCGGAGGUGCCCUUGUACAUGAAACCGGGCAAUGAACUCAUCCUUCUCACCCUGGAAGAGGACCGGCUCUUCUCGGGCUUCGCCCCCUUACUGGCCGCUCCCCGAGACCCCUGCUACCUGAAGACAAACUCAGACAAGGUCGUGGCGGGGAACUGCAGGCGAGUGAGCUUGUUGAAAGAUUUGCUAGAAGCCCUUUGCCGCCAAAGGAUGAAUCCUUGGCAUCCAGAGACUGGCCAUGCAAGAGUAGUGGAAUGCAGGCAAAGGCAGACAAAGGAAUCCUUGGAAUGCAGAAAUGCAGGGCCACCUGAGGCCCUGGCACCUGCUGCAGACUCAGUCAAGAAGGAACUGCAAAGACAGCAGCAGCAGAGAAGACUGGGACUUCAGGAAGAUUGGAAAGAAUUCACAGACUUGUUUGUGGAAGGUAGGGGAGCUCCUGGCUGUGAUAUCAGGGAGCUGGAGGCCAAGAAGCUGGUGCUGGCCAAAAAGAUAGCUGAAGAGGAGCAGCGUCGAGAGAAAAUCGAGGCUAUUCUGGAGGCGCCUGCUCAGGACAGGCAGACAGAAGAAGAGGGCUCCACUGAAGUACAUGGGGAUCUGGCCGCUAGAGGAUGCCUGUCAGCUUGGGGCUGGACUGAAUCAUGGGCAGGUGUGGCCACUGGAGGAUACCUACUGGCUGGUGCACAUGAUCUCCUUUUCCCUUUCCACCCAGCUUCACAAAAGUUCAUAGCAGAGGCUCAUUCAUCAAGUAGAAGUCCAUAAUGUCGUUUUCCCAUUUGAUACCAAGAAUGGUCAUUAUUUCUGGCACCCACUCAAGGAAGACAGAAGAAGACAUUCAAAGAUCCCAAAAAGAGGUUUAAUAGAAAUCACAGACAGAGGCACACAGGAAUGCAGAUAGAUAUAUAAGAAAGUCAUCAAGAAAACUCAAACAUAAACACCAUGAAAUAAAAGCUUUUAGAUGGAACAUCUGAGGAGUCUCUGCAGGAUCCUUGGAGCCAGGAAAGUCAACUUGCUGGAGAGUGAACUCUGGCCAGAUUUGGAGAUGCCUGUAGCUGCCAGAAACUACAGAACCAGCCUUGAUCAGCUCAAGGGCAAUCUCGAGCAGAAGCUGCAGCCUCCAGACCUUACUCAGGACUUUCUUAACAUCCCACUGCCUGGCUUCUUCUGUCUACACAUGUCCUCUCCCUGAACCUCCACUCCCCUGUGAAAGCCUCUAGAAACUCCAGGCCUUUCCCCUACAAGUCUUUCUCUCAUACAAUAAAUGUGUUUCAUCAGU
This is a messenger RNA of Phascolarctos cinereus (koala), 2965 nucleotides long. NCBI's taxonomy places the organism in Eukaryota, Metazoa, Chordata, Mammalia, Diprotodontia, Phascolarctidae. The record is from RefSeq and is a predicted model, not a curated record.